AUGCAAGCAAUUGAGGAGAUUGAAAAACUUUGGGAGGGGUCAAGAAGGGAGAGAAAUGAAACUAACCACAUGAAAGCAAAGAUCAAUCAACAACAAAAUGAAAUAGAAAGGCUAAUGACUGAGAAACAAGAGCAAAACACAAAGAUGGAGCUGAUGAGAAUGGAGAUAGAGAAUGUUAAUGAAAAACUGAAACAGAACAAGGAGGAAAUAAAUAUAGAGAAAGACAGAAUUCGACAAAUGUGGGCUGAUGUCCAAGCAGAGAAAGACAUUCUGGAGAGAAGACGCAAUGAGACCAUUAACGAGAGACAGAGUUUGGAAUUGAUCAAGUAUGAGACAAUGAGAGCAAAAGAGGAGAUGGAGCACUGCAAGGAAACAACAAAACAAGAGCAGGAGAAAAUGGAAUGGAUGAAGGCUGACAUCCAGGGACAGAUAGAGGACAUAGAAAUAAGAAUUGCAGAAACCAAUCAAGCGAAAGAAAAAAUGGAAGAGAUGAGGGCCGAUGUACACAGGGAGCGAGGUCAGCUGGAGACAAAAAGAGAUGAGAUUAAAAGACAAAAAGAACAAUUUGAGCAGAUUAAAUGUGAGAUAAACAAAGUAAAAGAAGAGAUGGAGCGAAGGUGGUAUGAAACUGAGAAAGAAGAGCUUGAGCAGAGAGCUAGGCUCCAGCAAGAGAAAGAGGAACUGGCUAAUGUAAAAGCUGAGCUGCAAAGAGCUAAAGAGGAGAUUGAUCAAAGCAGGGAGAACACAAAGCAAGAGAAGGACCUGGUAAACAAAAUGAAAGCAGAGAUUCUUCUAGAGAAGGAUUCACUUGAGAAGGACAAACAAGAAACAUUAAGAACACAAAAGGAGUUGGAGCAGAUCAAGUAUGCGAUUCAAAUGGACAAAGAGGAGAUUGAGCAAAACAGAGAGGAAGCAAACCGAGAGAACGAUAAGAUGGAACAGAGGAAAGCUGAACUGCGGAGACAAAUGGAAAAGAUUGAGAGAAGAAUUGAGGAGACAAGGCAAGAAAAUGACAGAAUGGAACACGUAAAAGCAGAGAUACAGAGAACGAAAGAGGCACUGGAGAAACAAAAAGAUGACACCAGGAGAGUGAAGGAAGAAAUGGAAAAAAGAAGGUAUGAGACUGUCAAGGAGGAGCUGGAGCAGAGAGCUGAAAUACAGAGAGAGAGGGAAGAAGUGGAAAUGCUAAAGUUUGAAAUACAGAAAGCCAAGGAUGUUGAAAAAAUAAGACAAGACAGAGAGAGAGAGGAAGCCAAAAAGUGGAGUGAAGAAGUAAAGCGACAGAGAGACGUGAUCAAACAAUUGAGAGCCGAAAUUCAGAAUGAAAAAGACAACCUGGAGAGGAAAAAGCAAGAGACAAUGAGAGAGAGACAAGAAUUGGAGAAGAUUCAUUUUGAAACACUGAGAAUGAAAGAGGAGAUUGAGCAAAGCAGGGAGAUCACAAAAAGAGAAAAGGAGCAAAUGGCACAGAUGAAAGCUAAUAUACAGAGACAGAUAGAAGAUAUAGAAGAUAAAGUUACAGAGACAAAACAAGCAAAAGACAAAAUGGAAGAAAUUAAAGCAGAGAUACAGAGACAACGUGAAGAUUUAGAGAGUAGAAGUAAAAAGAUCAAGAAAGAGAGAGAGCAUUAUGAAGAGAUUAAGUAUGAGAUAAUUCAAUUGAAAGAGGAAAUGGAAAGAAAAUGGUGUGAAACAGAGAAAGAAGAGGUGGAACAGAGAGCAAGAGCACAGCGAGAGAAGGAAACGCUUGAAAGGUUGAAAGAGGAAAUACAGGAAGUGCGAGAUGAAAUAGAAAGGAACAAGGUGGAAACUCAGCGAGAAAAAGAAAACCUAGAAAAAAUGAAAGCCAGUGUAAAAGACGAGAAAAACAUUGCAGAGAAAAUAUCAGAAGAGGUUAAAAUAAAGAAUGAGGACUUAAUGGAAAUGGAGCUUAAACUUCAGGAAGAAAGGGAAGAGAUCCAGAGGAGCAAGCAAGUCACAAAGCAAGAGAAGGAAGCGAUCAUAGAGAUGCAGGCUGAACUCCAAAGACAGAUGAAAGAAAUAGAGAACCGUGUGAAGGAGACAAACAAAGAAAAAUAUGAGGUGGAUCAGGCAAAGAUGGUCGUACAAAAAGUGGAGUCCCAGCUGAAAAAGCAAAGGGAUGAGGCUGGAAGAGUAAAAGAUGAAAUUGAGAAACAGAGAUAUGAAGCAGCGAAAGAAGAGCUUGAACAACGAGCUGAAAUCCAAAGAGAAAGAGAAAUGUUGGAGAAAAUAAGAGAUGAGAUACAGAGAGCUAAAGAGGAUUCCAAAGAAAUACAGCUUCAGAACAAAAAAGGGGACUUACAAAAUAAGCUGGAUGAAGCAAAGCAAGAGAGAGAGAUGCUUGAGCAAAUUAAAACUGAGGUUUUGUCAGAAAGGGCCAUAUUGAAAAGACAAAUCCAUGAAACCGCAAGAGAAAGAGAGGACUUGGAAUUGCUUCGGUGUGAGACCCUGAAGAAAAAGCAGGAGUUUGAGAAAAAGAGGGAUGAAGCUGUCAAGGAAGAGCUUGAACAGAGAGCUGAAAUGCAGAGAGAUAGAGAGGAGAUCGAGCGAACUAAGAAUCAAAUAGAGAGGGAGUUAAAACAAGGCAGGGAUGCCACAAGUCUAGAGAGAGACAAAGUUGAACUGAUGAAGGUUGAAAUACAGAACCAGCACGAUGAAAUGACAAGAUCCAUUGAGAGGACAAAGCAAGCAAGAGAUGUGAUGGAACAGAUGAAAUAUGAAAUUCAGAGAGAAAAAGAACUUUUGGAGAGAAUAAAGGAAGAAACAAUAAGAGAGAAAGAACCCUAUGAAAAGGUCAAGUAUGAGCUAAACAGAGUAAAAGAAGAGAUGGAAAAACUCUGGGACGAGGUAGAGAGGGAGGAACAGGAAGAGAGAGCCAAACUGCAGAGAGAAAAGGUGGAGUUGAAUAAGAGAAUGGAGGAAAUUAAGAAAGAGAUGAACCAGAUAGAAAUAAUUAAAUUUGACCUACAGAGACAGAGAGAUGACAUUGAAGCAAGGAUGGAGAAGACAAAGAGAGAGAUGGACAAGCUGGAACAGAUGAAGGCUGAAAUACAAAGACAGAAAGAUGACAUUGAAAACAAGAUGGCAAAAACAAAGAGUGAGAAAGAUGAGAUAGAAAGGAUCAAAUCUGAGAUACAGAAGCAGAAAGAGGAAAUUGAAAACAAAAUCCAACAAGCAAAGACAGAAAUGAAUGAGAUGAAAAGUGUGAGGGAAGAUAUUCAGAGACAGAGACAAGAGAUCGAGAACAAGAUGCAAAAGACCAAGAGAGAGAUUGGAGAGAUGGAACUAGUGAAGACUGAGAUGCAAAGGAAGAAAAAGGACCUUGAACAGAGGAUGAGAAAGACUAUGAGAAAAAAGGAAGAAAUGGAAAAGAUGAAGGAUGAAAUAGAGAGAGCUAAAGAAGAGAUGGAACAAAGAAGGGAAGAGACCAAAAGGGAGAGCGAUGCAAUUGAACAGGCGAAGGCUGAAAUAGAAAGAGCAAAAGAAGAACUGGAGAUUCGUAUGGAAGAGAGCUUUGGAGAUAUUGAUGAGAAGGAACAGAUGAACGCUGAGAUACAGAGAUUAAUCCAAGCGCUAGAGAGAACUCGAGAAAUGGUACGACAAACGAAAGUGGCAAUGGAAAACAGGAUGGAAGAAAGCAAUAUGGAGAUGGGUGACAAAGACAGAAUGAAUGCUGAAAUCCAGAGAUUGAUUCUAGAGGUGGAACAAACCAGAGAGUUGUUAAGAAGGGUGAAAGAAGAAAUGGAACAGAGCAAGGAGGAGUUAAAAGGGGAAAAGGACAAAAUCAGACUGAUGAAGACAGAGACACAAAAAAGAAAAAAAGAGCUGGAGCAAAGGAUGGAGAAGGCCACACGAGAGAGGGAUGAGUUAGAACUGGUGAAGUCAAAGAUACAGAGACAAAAGGAAGAGCUGAAACAGAAGAUGGAAGAUGUAAAGACUGAGAGUGAAAAUAUGGAACAGAUGAAAGAUGAAAUACAGAGAGCGGUUGCAGAGAUAGACCUGGCAAGGGAGGAGAUACAAAGAGCAAAGAGGAAGAUUAAAGAGGACAAUGCAAAGAAAGAGAAGGUAUGUACUGAAUUAUUGUGUUACACAUUUUUUAUACGACUUUUAGGGCCAACAUCCCCAAGAUUGGUUGUCAAAUUUGUUGUGGAAAAAUCUCUGAUUCACACGCAAAAAUCUCUGAUUCAUUCACAAAGAAAUACAGGCCUGCUAAUUACACAAGUCCAAACUCAAAAUAAAUCAGCACAGAAAUUGAAGUAAUAUAGCCAGAAGACAGUAAACUACUAAACAGAAGCUUGCACAUUUUUUAUAAUGCCAUCAACAAAAUAUACUGAAAAAAUAUAUAAACGCAACAUGUAAAGUGUUGGUCCAAUGUUUCAUGAGAUGAAAUGAAAGAUCACAGAAAUGUUCCAUAUGCACAAAAAGCUUAUUUCUCUCAAAUGUUGUGCACAAAUAUGUUUACAUCCCUGUUGGUGAGCAUUUUUCCUUUGCCAAGAUAAUCCAUCCACCUGACAGAGCUGUUGCCAGAUAAUUGCCCAAAUUGUCAGAAACUGCUUCAGGGAAGCUCAUCUGUGUGCUCGUCAUCCUCACCAGGGUCUUGACCUGACUGCAGUUUGGCAUCGUAACCAACUUCAGUUGGUAAAUGCUCACCGUUGAUGGCCACUGGCACGCUGGAGAAGUGUGCUCUUCAUGGAUUAAUCCCGGUUUCAACUGUUCCGGGCAGAUGGCAGACAGCGUGUAUGGCAUUGUGUGGGCUAGCAGUUUGCUGAUGUCAACGUUGUGAACAGAGUGUUCCAUGGUGGCGAUGGGGUUAUGGUAUGGGAAGGCAUAAGCUAUGGACAACAAAUACAAUUGCAUUUUAUCGAUGACAAUUUGAAUGCACAGAGAUACCGUGACGAAAUCCUGAGGCCCAUUGUCGUGCCAUUCAUCCGCCGCCAUCACCUCAUGUUUCAGCAUGAUAAUGCACGGGCCCAUGUCGCAAGGAUCUGUAAAAAAUUCCUGGAAGUUGAAAAUGUCCCAGUUCUUCCAUGGCCUGCAUACUCACAAGACACGUCGCCCAUUGAGCAUGUUUGGGAUGCUCUGGAUCGACGUGUACGACAGCGUUUUCCAGUUCCCGCCAAAAUCCAGAAACAGCCAUCGAAGAGGAUUGGGACAACAUUCCACAGGCCACAAUCAACAGCCUGAUCAAGUCUAUGCAAAGGAGAUGUGUCGCAAAUGGUGGUCACACCAGAUACUGACUGGUUUUCUGAUCCACGCCCCUACCUUUUUUUUAAAGGUAUCUGAGACCAACAGAUGCAUAUCUGUAUUCCCAGUCAUGUGAAAUCCAUAGAUUAGGGCCUAAUGAAUUUAUUUAAAUAGACUGAUUUCCUUAUAUGAACUGUAACUCAGUUGAAUCUUUGAAAUUGUUGCAUGUUGCAUGUUGCAUUUAUAUAUUUUUUCAGAGUAUAUUUCAAAAUGAAUCAGAGAAGUAACUUUAAGUAACUAUGCAUAUGGAGCUCUCCAUCCUCAUUACCAUUAUCCACGGGGUGAAUGUCAAACUGUGAAAUUGAUUCAUUAAGACAUAAUGUUGCUAUGUAAAGUGCCCAGAAGGUAAGUUUCUAAGCUCAAAUGUUCUGCUUUGGAAAGGAUAUGAUGGAGUUUGACAGACAGAAAGAGGAAGAAACCAGAAUGAAAAAAGACAUGGAAAUUAUGAAGACCAUGGUCCAGAGACCACAGGAUGAAACAGAAAAAACAUAUUUUGGAGAUAUGACAAAUGAGACACCAUUUGAGUCACAAGAGCUAAGAACCACCAUUGAAAAAGAAAGAAGAGACUUGGAACGCAGAGAGGAAAUGAUUAUGAGAGAGAAGUAUGACCUGGAAAAGACAAAAGCCGAGUUUGAGAAGGAAAAGGCUGAGAUGGAGAACAUGAUAACAAAACAACGAGAGGAGGACAAACAAAUGAUUGAGAACAUAGAAAAGAAAAAAGAAAAUCUCAAGCAAAUGGAUGCAGAGAUACAAAGAAAAAGACUGGUAAUCGUAAGGGAAAUGCAAUAUAAAAAACAAAAGAUGGAGGACUUGAAAAAAGCCCAAAAGAAGUUCAAACAAACGCAAGUUAAAUUUAGGAAAGAGAAAAUUGAAAUGGGAAAAAUCAAAAGUGUUACCGUGGCAGAAAGAAGUAAAUUAGCAAUAGAGCAAGCUUACAUAGAAAAACGUAAGGAAGAGAUGCAUGCCAUCCUUGAAAUGACAAAGAAGGAGAAUGAAGAUCUGCUGAACUUAAAAGCUAAAAUAGAGGGACGGAAAGAAGACAAAGAUGACUGGGGUGAAUGUCUGAAUAGGGAAAGAAAGGAACUUGAAUAUCUGAUGCAAAAAGAAAAAGAGGACAUGAUAAGAAACAGGAACAUUUCUGAAAAAGAGAAAAGGGACUUGGAGCUGAUGAGAUCUGAGACGCAGAAAGAAAAGGGGACAGUGGAACAAGAGAAGCUUAAGGUACAAGUUGAAAGAGAAAAGCUGGAACAAAUUAAAUUGGAGUUACAGAGAAAGUCCAAUUACCUAGAUAUGGUCAUAGAAGACACAAAGAGGGAGAAAGAAAGUACAUCACACAUUUCUGUCCAAAUACAACAACAAAAGGACGAAAUUGAUUGUUUGGUGGAGGCGACAAAGAGGAGUAAAAUAGAACAAGAAUUGAUGAGCGCUGAAAUGAAAAGAAAGAAAGAGGAGAUAGACAGCAAACAAGACAUUCUAUCAAAGGAGAGAGAAGAUCUGAAUAAACUCAGAACAGAGGUAAACAAUCAGAGAGAAGAGAUUGAAAAUAUCAUGCAAGAGCAAAUUAAAGAAACAUUUGUAAUGAAUCAGAUAAAGACUGAGAUGGAACAAGAGAGAUGUGAGUUAGACAGAAAAAAGAAAAUGAUAGAGCAGAAUAUGGAUGAGCUAGAGCAGAGAAAGUGUGAGAUGAGUAAAGUAGAAAACAUGAUUGUUGAGCUUAGAAAAGAAGAAGAGAGUAUAAAGGAUGAGAUUAACAGGACGAGACAGAACACAGAGCAGAAAAAUGUUGAAAUAGAGAGACUAAAAUAUGAAAUGAAUAGCCAGAUGGAAGAGUUAAAUAUCAGAAAGUGUGACUUGGAAUACAAACAAGCGGAACUGGACAGACAGAGAGAUGAAAUUAAAGCAAUGAAAAAAUAUACGUUCAUGGAAAAGGAUCAACCACUGACAAGGCCCAGUGAAUAUCAAAGAGAUGAGGGAGAGGUGGAUGCCGCCCUUGUACAUAUGAAGACAGGGGAAGAUAAUUUGGUGGAAAUUACAGCUGAUCUGUCUCAACAGAGCGAACAGAUGGAAAAUGAAUGGAAAGUGAAGUUUGAGACUGAAAGACAAGAGCUUGAAGAGCUAAAGAAAGAGAUACAAAAAGGUAAAGAGGAUAUUGAGAUAGGCCAGGACUUGACAAAGAAAGACAGAGAUUACUUGGAGCGUAUGAAGUUUGAAAUCCAGAAGCAAAUGGAGGAAAUACAACAAAACAAAACAUAUGUACAGGAAGAAAAGGAAAAGUUGGAGCAAAUCAAAGCUGAGUUAGCAAGACAGUCAGGGGACAAAGAUCAGGUCAUGGAGGAUACAAAGGGUCGGAAGGAGAAGGUUGAGGAACUUGUUGUGAAAACUCAGAUCCAAAGGGAAGAAGGUGAAAGUGUUAUUGAGGAGACAAAAACAAAACAAAAGGAACUGGAAAACACGAAGGAAGAGAUUCAAAGAAGGGAACAGGACAUAGAAGUAAGUCAGGAUGUGCUACAAAAAGAGAAAGAUGAGCUCAAACGAAUGAAGAAUGAGUUAAAGCAGCAGGGAGAAGAGAUGGAAUCUCUAAUGAAAGACCAAAAGAAAGAAAAAGAAUGUUUGGAACAAAUGAGGACUGAUUUGGAAAGAGAGAGACAAGACAUUAAUAGAAACAAGGACAUUAUAGAAAAGGCAGAGGCUGAAAUAGUGACUGAAAGAGAGAACAUGGAAAACCAGAUUGCUAGACUCAAAGAGGAAGAGGACAGAAUGAGGGAGGACAUAGGAAGGAAGAUGGCCAGCUUAGAGCAUAGAAAUGAAGAAAUCAAAAGACUUAGAGAUGAAAUUGAAAUCCAUAAGGAAGACCUCAAUGUUCAAAAGGUGGAGUUGGAACACAAACGUGAAGAAGUAGGAAAACAGGCAGAGGAAAUGACAGACUGGAGAAAGGACCAAUUGAGAGAGCAGGAUAAGUUGGAAAAAUGGCAAAGUGAAAUAAAUAGAAAAAAAGAAGAAGUGGAUACUGAUCUUGAUCUGGUAAAGAGAGAGAAGGAAUCUCUUGUCAAGUUAAAGGCCGAAAUAGAGGGGCAGAGAGAACAAAUGGAAAAUGAACUGAAGGAAAGUCUAAGGAGAGAAAGGGAGGAACUAGAAAAUAUUAAGCUUGACAUAGAGAAGGCAAAAGAUAUCGAAAAAAGCAACGUUUUAACGAAAGAAGAGAGAGAUGAGUUUGAACGAAUUAAGUUAGAAAUAAAAAGACAAAAGGAGGAAGUUGAGCAAAGCAAACAAAUUGUACAAGCAGAGAAAGAUGACCUACAGACAAGGUCUGGGGAUUCAGAAAAUGUGGAAGAAAUAGCUGCUCAAAUUCAAAAGCAAAAGCAAGAAAUGGAAAGGAUCACAGAGGAAGCAAUCACAAAUAAGGAAAAACUGGACAUUAUCAAUGAAGAGAUAAAAAGAGAAAAAGAAGAAAUAGAAAAGAACAGGGAAAUGAUGGCUAGAGAAAAAGAUGAACUUGAGCUACGGAAGGCUGAGUUAAAAAUGGAGAGAGAACAGUUGAGUAAGUUGAUGCAAGAACAAAAUAUAGAGAAAGAAUGUCUUGAACGAAUAAUCACUGAAAUUGAAAUAGAGAAAGAAGAAUUUCAUAAAAACAAGGGAUUGAUUGAAAGGGAUAUGGAUGAGAUGAAGCUCAGAGAGGCUGAAAUAGUGCGAGAAAGGUAUCAAAUGGGAAAACUUGUCGCUGAACUGACUGAGAAACAAAGAAGAGAAGUUGAUUCCAUACUCAAACUGACAAUCCAGGAGAGAGAAGAGCUGUUGAAGAUUAAGGCUGAAAUGAAAGGAAAGGAAACACAAACGGAUGAUGGUGAUUUGAGGCUGGAAAGGGAAAAAGAAGAACUGGGAUUGCUGAAACGUGAUACAGCUAGAGCAACAGGUACUGAACGAAGCAUGACAGAAACUGAGGAAAGCAUUGAAUUAGAACAAAUAAAGUCUCAAAUUACUAGAGAAAAAAAGCAAGUAAUGCGAGAACAACAAGACAUAAAAAGAGAAAAGGAUAAGCUUGUACAGAGUGAAGUUGAAUUACAAAGACGUUCUGAGGACUUGGAAGGCAUUAUGGACAAGACAAAAAUAAAAAUUCAAAACGCUGAAGAAAUGGCUGGACAGAUUCAAAAGCAAAAAUAUGAAAUUAAAAGACAAAUGGAAAACUUAAAUGCUAAACAUGUUGAAUUAGAACAAGAACAAAAGGAAAUUGAUAGGCAGAAAAAAGAAUUGGAUGAAACAAAAACUAUAACAUUUAAGGAAAAAGCUUUAUUAGAAAAUAAGAAACAUGAUAUACAAAAACAGAAGCAAGAGGCAGAAGUCAUUUUUGAACUAACAAAGCGGCAAACAGAGGAGCUGAAGAAAACAAAAACUGAAGUAGAGGGUAAGAAAGGACAAAGAGAUGUCGACUGGAGGGAACAGCUGAAGACCAAAGCAGAGGUCCAGGAAUUUUCUAAACACGAUUUAGGCAAAAUAGCAGAUAUUGAGAGAAGUGGUAUAAUGGGAAAAGAAGAGAAAAAUGAGUUGGAAGGAAUGAGAUUAGAAAUACAGAGAAAAGAGGAAGAGAUGGAACAAGAAAAACAAAACAUGAAAUCAGAAAUUGAUAAAUUGGAACAGAUGAAAGCUGAGUUACAGAAACGAUCUGAGGAUUUAGACAGCAUAAUGGAUAAGACAAAUAAGGAAAUAGAAAAUGUUGAAGAAAUGGCAGCAAAAAUUAAAAAGGAAAGGGAGGACAUUGAGAAGGCCACUGACGAGACCAACAUGAAAAAGGCAAAUUUAGAAGUGCUAAAUGCUGAUAUUAAAAGAGAAAAAGGAGAGAUGGAGAAUGACAAAGAGAAGAUAGCUAAGGAGAAAAAUUACCUUGAACAAAUUAAGGCUGAGAUUCAAAGUAAGAGAAAGGUGGUAGAAAACCUUAUGAAAGACCAAAUGAAAGAAAAAGAAUGCAUUGAAGAAAUGAGGGCUGAGGUGGAAAGAGAGAAACAAGAAAUGAAUAAUAUUCAGGAAAAUAUCAAAGUUGGUAUGAGUGAGUAUGAAAAGGAAAGGGAUUGUAAAAAGACAGAAAAAGAUGAAUUGGAAAACAAAGUUGUUGAACUGAAAAAGGAAGAACAAACUUUGAAAGAGGCAUUAAGGGAGAGGAAAUAUCAUCUCCAACAAAUUAAGAUUGAGAUGGAAAGAGAGAGAGAAGAAAUGGAUAACACCAAGACCAAGAUAGCAGUUGAUAUGAAUGAGAUGGAACAGAGAAAGGUUGAGAUAGAGAAUGGAAAAUAUGAAGCAGAAAAGUUGAUGGCUGAACUGAAAGAGGAAGAGCAAAGAAUGAAGGAGGAAAUCUGUAAGAUGAAAGAGAGCCUGGAACAGAUCAACACAGAAAUACAACUACAGCGAGAAGACAUUGAAAGCAAGAUGGAGGAGCUGACUGUUAAAAAGGCUGAGUUUGAAAAUGUUACGAAAGAUAUCAACAGACAAAAAGAGGAUAUGCAAAACCAGCGGGAGGAAAUCGAUCAAGAGAAACAAAAUAUUCAAGAUGAAAAGGAUGAGCUGGAAAAGAUCAAGGCUGAUUUACAGACACGAUCUGAGAAUCUAGAAAACCGAAUGGAGGAGACAAAGAGAGAAAAAGAAAAUGUUGAGCAAAUGGCUAUCCAAAUCCAGAAAGAAAAGGAGGAAAUGAAAAGUGUUAUCGAGGACAUCAAGAGAACGAAAGCUAAUCUGGAAGUGAUGAACACUGAGAUUGAGACAAAGAAACGAGAAACAGAAAACAUAAUGGAAAGGGUCUCAAAAGAAAAAGUCAACCUGGAAAAAAUUACGAUUGAAAUGGAAAGAGAGAGGGAAAAAAUGUAUAUCACCAAGGGAAAGAUGGUGACUGAGAUGGAUGAGCUGGAACAGAGAAAGGCUGAAAUCGAGAAUGGAAAAGAUGAAGCAGAAAAGUUGAUGGCUGAACUGAAAGAGGAAGAGCAAAGAAUGAAGGAGGAAAUCUGUAAGAUGAAAGAGAGCCUGGAACAGAUCAACACAGAAAUACAACUACAGCGAGAAGACAUUGAAAGCAAGAUGGAGGAGCUGAAUGUCCAAAAGGCUGAGUUGGAAAAUGCUAUGACAGAUAUCGACAGACAAAAAGAGGACAUGCAAUACCAACGACAGCUAAUUGAACAAGACAAACAAAAGAUGCUAAAUGAAAAGGAUAAUCUGGAAAGGAUCAAGAUGGAUAUAGAAACACGAUCAGAAAAUCUAGAAAACCUUUUUGAGAAAACAAAGAGGGAGAAACAGGAUGCUGAGAAAAUGGCUAUUCAAAUUCAGAAGGAAAGGGAGGUUAUUGAAAGUGUUGUCGAAGAGAACAACAAACGGACAGAGAAACUGAAAUUAAUGAAAACUGAGCUGGAUAAAGAGAAACAAGAAACAGAAAACAUCAAGGACAUGGUAACAAAGGAGAAGCGUGAACUGGAACAGAUCAAGAUGAAGUUAGAGACACGAUCUGAAAAUCUAGAAAACAUAAUGGACGAGACAAAGAGGGAGAAGGAGGAUAUGAUGAGGAUAAAGGCUGAAAUAGAGGAACAGAAAGAUCAAAUGGAAGACAAUCUGAUGGAAACUCUGAAACAGGACAGAGAAGAACUUGAACGUCUAAAACAUAACAUACAAAUUGAAAAGGCGGACCUCGAAAAAAUUACACAAUUGGCAAUGAAAGGUCAGGAUGAGUUGGAAUUACAAGUGUCUGAAAUGCAAACCCAAAGAGAGGGAAUAGAAAAAGACAAACAAAAGAUACAAGAUGAGAAGGAUGAGGUGGAACAGAUUAAGAUGGAGUUACGGAGAAGGUCAGAGAAUCUAGACAAAAUAAUGGAGGAGACCCAGACAGAAAAGGAGAAUCUUGACAACAUGGCUGUCCAAAUCCAGAAGGAGAAAGAGGUAAUUGAAAGUGUUGUUGAGGAUAUCAAGACAAAGAAGACUGAUAUGGAAUUGAUGAAAGCUGAGAUUGAGACAGAGAAACAAGAGACAGAAAACAUGAAGGAUGUGAUAUCAAGCGAGAAACGUUAUUUGGAGCAAAUGAAGAUUGAGAUGGAAAAAACCAAGGACAAGAUAGCAAUCGAUGUUGGUGAUUUGGAACAGAAAAAGGCUGAGAUUGAGAGAGAAAGAGAUGAAGCAGACAAGAAGAUGGUUGAAUUGAAAGAGGAAGAGCAAAGUAUGAAGGAGGAUAUUAAGAAGACGAAAGACAACCUAGAGCAGAUCAAUGCUGAAAUACAAUUACAGCGAGAGGACAUUGCAACCCAAAUGGAGGAGCUAAAUGUCAAAAAAGCAGAGUUGGAAAACAUUCAAAUGGACAUCGACAGACAAAAAGAACAGAUGGACGAAACGCAAAAUGCUAUAAUCAUGGAAAAGAAUGAACUGGAAGAGAAGCUUGCUGGCAUGCAAAAACAAACGGAGGAGUUGGAAGCCAUCAUUGAAAUGACAAAGCAGGAGAAGGAGGAUGUGAUGAGGAUAAAGGCUGAAAUAGAGGAACAGAAAGAUCAAAUGGAAGACAAUCUGAUGGAAACUCUGAAACAUGACAGAGAAGAACUUGAACGUCUAAAACAUAACAUACAAAUUGAAAAGGCGGACCUCGAAAAAAUUACACAAUUGGCAAUGAAAGGUCGGGAUGAGUUGGAAUUACAAGUGUCUGAAAUGCAAACCCAAAGAGAGGGAAUAGAAAAAGACAAACAAAAGAUACAAGAUGAGAAGGAUGAGGUGGAACAGAUCAAGAUGGAGUUACGGAGAAGGUCAGAGAAUCUAGACAAAAUAAUGGAGGAGACCCAGACAGAAAAGGAGAAUCUUGACAACAUGGCUGUCCAAAUCCAGAAGGAGAAAGAGGUAAUUGAAAGUGUUGUUGAGGAUAUCAAGACAAAGAAGACUGAUAUGGAAUUGAUGAAAGCUGAGAUUGAGACAGAGAAACAAGAGACAGAAAACAUGAAGGAUGUGAUAUCAAGCGAGAAACGUUAUUUGGAGCAAAUGAAGAUUGAGAUGGAAAAAACCAAGGACAAGAUAGCAAUCGAUGUUGGUGAUUUGGAACAGAAAAAGGCUGAGAUUGAGAGAGAAAGAGAUGAAGCAGACAAGAAGAUGGUUGAAUUGAAAGAGGAAGAGCAAAGUAUGAAGGAGGAUAUUAAGAAGACGAAAGACAACCUAGAGCAGAUCAAUGCUGAAAUACAAUUACAGCGAGAGGACAUUGCAACCCAAAUGGAGGAGCUAAAUGUCAAAAAAGCAGAGUUGGAAAACAUUCAAAUGGACAUCGACAGACAAAAAGAACAGAUGGACGAAACGCAAAAUGCUAUAAUCAUGGAAAAGAAUGAACUGGAAGAGAAGCUUGCUGGCAUGCAAAAACAAACGGAGGAGUUGGAAGCCAUCAUUGAAAUGACAAAGCGGGAGAAGGAGGAUGUGAUGAGGAUAAAGGCUGAAAUAGAGGAACAGAAAGAUCAAAUGGAAGACAAUCUGAUGGAAACUCUGAAACAUGACAGAGAAGAACUUGAACGUCUAAAACAUAACAUACAAAUUGAAAAGGCGGACCUCGAAAAAAUUACACAAUUGGCAAUGAAAGGUCAGGAUGAGUUGGAAUUACAAGUGUCUGAAAUGCAAACCCAAAGAGAGGGAAUAGAAAAAGACAAACAAAAGAUACAAGAUGAGAAGGAUGAGGUGGAACAGAUCAAGAUGGAGUUACGGAGAAGGUCAGAGAAUCUAGACAAAAUAAUGGAGGAGACCCAGACAGAAAAGGAGAAUCUUGACAACAUGGCUGUCCAAAUCCAGAAGGAGAAAGAGGUAAUUGAAAGUGUUGUUGAGGAUAUCAAGACAAAGAAGACUGAUAUGGAAUUGAUGAAAGCUGAGAUUGAGACAGAGAAACAAGAGACAGAAAACAUGAAGGAUGUGAUAUCAAGCGAGAAACGUUAUUUGGAGCAAAUGAAGAUUGAGAUGGAAAAAACCAAGGACAAGAUAGCAAUCGAUGUUGGUGAUUUGGAACAGAAAAAGGCUGAGAUUGAGAGAGAAAGAGAUGAAGCAGACAAGAAGAUGGUUGAAUUGAAAGAGGAAGAGAAAAGUAUGAAGGAGGAUAUUAAGAAGACGAAAGACAACCUAGAGCAGAUCAAUGCUGAAAUACAAUUACAGCGAGAGGACAUUGCAACCCAAAUGGAGGAGCUAAAUGUCAAAAAAGCAGGGUUGGAAAACAUCCAAGCUGAUCUAGACAGACAGAAAGUAGAACAUGAUGAGAUGAGAAAAUAUAUAUUUGUGGAAAAGAAUCAACUAGAUGAGAGGAAUGCUGCCUUGCAAAAACAAAGGGAGGAGGUGGGUAAAGUCAUGGAACCAACAGCUAUGGUGAAGAAAGAUGUGAUGAAGGCUGAAGUAAACACACAGACAGAGCCCAUGGAAGACAGCUUGGAGGAACAGCUCAAAAGGGGCAUGGAAGAAAUUGCAGGUCAUGACAUACAUAAAGAGAAAGAGGACCUGGAACAAACCGACAGGCUGUCAAUGAUAGAGAGGGAUGAGUUGGAAUCCAUGAAGUCUGAAAUAGGAAAACAAAGACAGGAAAUAGAGGAGAACAAAGAAAAGAUACAGGAUGAGAAGGAUGAGAUUGAAAAGAUCAAGAAUGAUUUACAGACACGGUCAGAGAAUCUAGACAACCUCAUGGAAGAGACAAAGAGGGAAAAGGAGAAUGUUAAGGACAGGGCUGUUCAAAUCCAGAAGGACAAGGAGGAAAUUGAACAUGUUAUUGAUGAUAUCAAGACAAAGAAAGAGGAAUUAGAAUUGAUAAAAGCCGAUAUCGAGACAGAGAAAAACGUAAUUGGAAAUUUGAAGGACUUGAUAUCAAAGGAGAAAGAUGAUCUGGAACACAUGAAGAUUGAGAUGGAAAGAGAGAAGGAAGAAAUGGGCCAGAUCAAGACUGAUUUACAGAGGAGGUCAGAAAAUGUAGAGAGAAUGAUGGAGAAGACAAAAGGGGAUAAUGUUGAUGUAGAAGAAAUGGCUGCCAGCCAGCAAAAGGAAGAAGUGAUAAGUGUGGCAGACAUAGAUACACCGAGAGAAGAUGAUGAGGUAGCCAACUCUGCUGACAAGAGUGAGAGGAAAGAAGCUGAAACCAAAAUAAAACUCCUGACUAAUGCUUCAACACAGACAUCUCUUGUGGAGAUGGAAAUAUCACAAGAAAUGGAAGAAGGACAAGGACUCCAAAAAGAAAUCACAAUGGUGGAAAGGGAGGAACAAUCCCUUUUGAAGGCUUGGCCACAGACACAAGAAGACAAAACUGAAAGUAGAAUGGCAGAGUUAAUACAACACGAGAAUGAGUUGGAAAAGAUAAAGACUGAAAUACAGAGAGAAAAGAAGGAACUGGAAAACCAAAUUAUUCAACAGAAAGAGGACGAGAAGAUCAUGAUGGCAGAGAUAGAGACGAGGAGACAGAGCAUGGAGCAGGUCAGCGCAGACCUACUGAGACAGAGGGAAGAAAUUGAAAGUCAAAUGAAAGAACUAAAUGACAGAUGGGAAGAACUACAGUACAUGCAAUCUGAAAUGCAAAAGCAGAAAACAGAAAUAACAGAAAGUCAGAGUUCUACUGUUAAUCUACAAGAACAACCAUACACACACAAACAAAUAACGUUGGUAACAAAGGCGGACAUGGCUACUCUAGAAAAGAUUAAACCGUUGACAGAAGAGAGGUUACAAACUGUAGAUUUGAGGAGUUUGGCCCAGAGGGAAAAGGAUGAGCCAGAGCAAGGUAAGCCUGAGACAACGAUGACAGACAUAAGAGAAUCAACAAUGGAGGAGAAAGAAGAGCAAGAUCAGGUGAUGAAUGACCUGCAAAAAGAGCAGGAAGAAACAGAAAGAAAGGAGGAAACUAAGGGCAUAAAAGAGAAGACAGAGAGGGAGAAGGAUGGGCUGGAACGGGUUACCAUAGAGUCCCAGAGACUGUUGGGAGAUCUGGAGAACAUUGUGGAGGAAACCAUGGAGAAAGAGGGUACAGAGGACAUGGCUUUCCAAAUACAAAAGCAAAAGGAGGACAAUGUGAGAAUCAUUGAGGAGAUGGAGCAAAAGAAGGCUGCUUUAGAGCUGAUGAAUGUUGAGAUGCAAAGUGAGAGAGAAGAAAUAGACUCUAACAAGGCCAUGAUUGAAAGGGAGAAGGAUGGCCUGCAACAAAUGAAGUCUGAGAUUACGCAGCAAAGAGGCGAAAUUGAACAAAUUACAGCUGUCUUAAAGGAUGAGAAGGACACUCUUGAGCAAUUUAAGAUUGAGAUGGAAAGACAGAGACAAGAGAUGAUGAACAAUAUGGACUUGAUGGAAAGAGAGAGAGAUGAACUGGAAAAGACAAGGUCUGAGAUGGAGGAGUUGGAACACAUGAAAGCUGAAAUAGAAAGACUGAAGGAUGAAAUUGACAAAAGAAAGGGUGCAGCAAUGAUGGAGGUGCCUCAGUUGGAAUGCAUUCAGAAACAGAGAGAUGAAGUUGUCUUCGUCUCAGAUACAACACAGACAGAACAAAUAAAGGAUGAACCCGAACAAAGCAAGGUUGAGACACUUCACACAAAGGAAGAAAUGAUGGACUCAAUCAAGAAGGAGAGAGAAGAUCUAGAACAAAUGAGAGCUGACAUACAAAAACACAUGGAAGACAUCAAUAAAAACAAGAACGUGACAGAUAGGGGGAAGUAUGAGUUGGAGCAAAGACAGUUACUACUAAACCAGCAUGAGGAGGAAAUGGAAAGCUUGAGGCAACAGUUACAGAAGGAGAGAGAAGAGCUGGAUGAGAUUAUGAAUGACAUACAAAUCAAGCAAUACAUAUUAAAGAGUGAGAGGGAUCAAUUGGAAAAGAUAAGGGUUGAGAUCCAGAGAGAAAAGGGUACAGAAGGUUACUGGAUUACUCAACAUAAAGAAGAGGAGGGGAGGGAAAUGGAAUACCUGGAGUGGUCUUCGGCAGAGACAGACACUCUUAGCUCAGGAGCAGACAAUAUAAUGGCAGUAGGCAGUAGAGAGAUGGACGAGACGAAAGAAAUAACACCUACGGCAGAGACAAAACAAAAAGUCAAAUUGGUAAAGCAAGAAACAGAAAAAGAUGUAAGCAAAACUGAGCAUAAGGACAAAAGGAGCUAUAUGAAUGUUGUGACACAAACGCAUUCAGAAGAGAUGCAAAAAGCACACAAAGUUCUGGAGCAGGUGAAUUCUGCAACACAAACCUCACCAGAGAAGAUGGAAGAAAUUGAGGAAGUAGGACAGUUGAAGAAGGAGGAUGAGGAGGGUGAGCUUGCACUACUGAUGGUUGAAAUAGACAAACAGAGAAAAGAGAUUGAAAACAACAUGGUGGAAAUAGAGAGAGAGAAGAAGGAGCUGCAACAGAUCAGAGCUGAGAUACAGACAGCCAAAAAAGAACUGGUGGAGACUGAGAUGCACGGACAGAUCAAAGAUUCCACUGAGAUCCAGAGACAGAUCAAAGAUUCCACUCAACUUAGAGAAGAAACUGAGAACAGCCUCAGACAGAAGACAACUACAACGCAAGUUGAGUUGGAUCUGACAACAGAUGAAAGGCUUCCAAAGAAAGAUCAUUUGGAGAAAAUCCGUCAAGAAGCUCAGACAGAAAGGGAGGAGAUCGAGAAGAUUAAGCACAGGGUUCAUGAAAUGAAAGAACAUCUAGAGGAAAGACUAGUGGUGAUUCAGAGACAUGAGUUGGUACAGAGAACAAGAAUACAAAGAGAGAAAGAAGAGUUAAAGAAGAUGAAGGCAGAGUUGGAGAGAGGCAGCCAAGCUCUGCAAAGAGAGUGGGACAGAGGUAGGAGGAAACUUCAGGAGAAGGACCAGGAGCUUGAGAUGCUAAAAGUGGAGAUGUUCAGAGAGAUCGAGAGACUGCAGGUUAAUAUGGACAAAGAGACAGAAACACUCAAGACAAGUGACAAAGGUAUCCAAACCUCAGACGUGGUAUUAACCGUAGACGAAGAGAGACUGUGGUUGAUGGAGGAAUCAACAACAAUGGAGGAGUACAGUAUGCUGGCAGAAAUAAGUCAAGAAACAGAGCAAACCACAGUGGAUAUGACAUUUGCCAGAUCAUCACUGGAGCUCCAGGCUCAAUCAGAGGAGCACACAGUGAUAGAGGAUGCUCAGAUGAGCGUAGUAGAAGCAGAAACUUCUCCACCUGGAUUCAGCCGGUUGCUACGGUGGUUUUGGCGCUACUGCUGUUGCUGCUGCCGCUGUUGUGACUGGUGCGGAAGGGAGUGUGAAGAAGAGGAGGAGGACAUAGUAUAG
Molecule: messenger RNA, 18495 nt
Organism: Coregonus sp. 'balchen'
Lineage: Eukaryota; Metazoa; Chordata; Actinopteri; Salmoniformes; Salmonidae
Source: the annotation of a GenBank genome assembly